Molecule: messenger RNA, 351 nt
Organism: Prunus dulcis (almond)
Lineage: Eukaryota; Viridiplantae; Streptophyta; Magnoliopsida; Rosales; Rosaceae
Product: putative disease resistance protein RGA4
Exons: 1
Coding region: 1-351 (116 amino acids)
Source: RefSeq, a predicted model, not a curated record
AUGGGAAAACAAGAGUUACAACUGGCUGUAAUUCUCCAAGAAAUUCAACCUAUGCUUGAGGAUGCAGAGAGGAGGCAAGUAAAUGAGGUCUUUGUCAGAAACUGGUUGCACGACCUCAAAGAAGCGAGCUUCGAUUUGGAGGACGUGUUGGAUGAGCGGGACACCGCCAUUCUCAAAAUCAAGAUUCAGAAACUGGAAUUUGGAGUUUCAGAAAAGGUACGCUUCUGCAGAUUCAAUUCUUUUCUCUGUUUCAGUCAAGUCAGUCGAGUCGGUCAACGCCGUCAUAUUGACCGUAGGAUGAAAGAUGUGAGGGAGAGAUUGAGUGUUAUUGCCUUCACUAGUACGAUUUAA